Molecule: messenger RNA, 1130 nt
Organism: Colletotrichum godetiae
Lineage: Eukaryota; Fungi; Ascomycota; Sordariomycetes; Glomerellales; Glomerellaceae
Exons: 2
Coding region: 301-879 (192 amino acids)
Source: RefSeq, a predicted model, not a curated record
UACCGAAAGUCUCGCCUCAUGAUCAUGAAUCCUGGCGAAGCAGAAGUCGACAAACAGGGCUUCUCGCGCACAAACCGCCACGAUUGCCGCCAAUAACCCAGGCCGACACAUGGUCGUCGUUUGGGAACCGUGCACUUGCUCAGAACCGGCCAAAAUAUAACGACAAGCACCCGAGGUCCCGAACUGCCCGCACCAGCGCCGGCCGCCUGAGCAUCUCUGCAGAGAUUGCUGUACCCUCUCUUUGGACCAUUGUCAGUCCAACACUAACCAACUCCACGUACACUGCUAGCGGCGCCUGCCAUGUGCAAAGACGAGCCAUCAGGAAGCACCGCAGGUGACGGCGUGGCCUCGACACGCGCCCAUCUCUCGAGUGCGAGCGGAUGGAGCUCGAGACUACCUUCACCAGAUCCUAUCAUUUCGGACCCAUCCUUGACACCCGGCCGGCGUAUCCCCCGAAGUCCUCUUGCUCCUCUGUCCCACGGUGAGAGUUUGAUGGACAUGCAAAUCCCUCAGCCGUCGGGGUCACUUCAGCUUGGCAGGAAACGGGACAUUGAUGAGGUAUUCGACGAUAGUACGCCGCCGUCGCCCGAUAAGCUACAACACGAGCUCGAUCAGCAGCAUCAUGAGGCCAGGGAGGCCAUGAAUGCAAGUCGCAGGUUGACGACGAAUACAUCGGCGCCUCUUGACACCCAACCGCAAUUCCAGUGGCCAGACAGCAAGCGGCGCAAGACACUCGCCUACCGAGUCAAGCCUCCUAUUCGCAGUGCUAGCCCUCACUCCGGGCGUGGCUCCGAGCAUGGCCACGAGGAUGACAGCGGCCGCCAGAACACGGUCGAACGACAAGCCAGCCACGAAUCAAACCCUCCAAGAAACGGUUGAGAAGCGGGCGUUUGGUGCCGCCACCAUUGAAGCAUCAACCUGUCCCAUGAUGCCAUCCAUGCAGGAACAGGACGACCUACCGCCCAACGUCCACCGGCAACGCAGCAUCGCCCCUCUCUUACCAGAGUCUAGUAUCCGUAGGGCCUCUCGAUAGACCUAGGACCCCAGUACCUCGCGUGGCUCGGAUACCUGUCGUUCUAUCCGUACAGUACAGAGUAUUCUACUCAUGGGUUUCAGCUGACGGCGCCAUG